UCCCUGGCGGAGCCACCGAUCGCCUGGAACCGGAGGAGUGUAUUCCUGUAUGAACGGUCAGCUUUAGGCAGGUAGCCUACAAGUCCGCCGCGAUGAGGCUCCGUUUGGCCGGAGCCGUGCUGCUGUCGGCGGCCGCCUACUACGUCUACCUGCCGUUACCGAGCGGCGUGAGCGAGCCGUGGAAGCUGAUGCUGCUGGACGCGCUGUUCCGGAGCUUCAUGCAGGCGAGUGACGUGGCUCACGCUCUGGGUGUGUGCCAUCGGGUCCACCUGUUGAACCGGGUGGUGUCAUGGGUGGAGGAGAUUGAGGCACACUCCUGCCCUGCUGUGCAUGUGACCGACUCCUCACUGGGAGGUGUGCCCACUCGAGUCUUCCAGCCAAAGGGGGGGAAGCAGCUGAAAAGGGGAGUCAUAUAUUUCCACGGUGGAGGAUGGGCGCUGGGCAGUGGACGGAUGAGAUCUUAUGACCUUCUUUGUCGGAAAAUGGCGAAGGACCUGGACUCUGUCAUCAUGUCUGUCGAUUACCGUCUUGCUCCAGAGGCGGUGUUCCCAGAUCAGUACCAUGAUGCGUUGGCAGCAGCGCGGGCUUUCCUGUCAGCUCAGGUUUUAGAGCACUACAGCAUCGAUCCGGAGAGAGUGUGUGUAUCUGGGGACAGCGCCGGGGGAAACCUGGCUGCUGCUGUGGCACAGGAGCUCAGCUCAGAUGACAGUCUGACACCGAAGUUCAAGCUCCAGGCACUGAUCUACCCCGUGCUGCAGGCUCUCGACUUCUACACCCCAUCCUACCAGCAGAACCGGGCCGUGCCCAUCCUCUACAGGCCUGUCAUGGCUCGUUUCUGGCUGCAGUACCUGGGCGCCGACACCUCCCUGGAGCCCCUCCUGCUUGCUAACAACCACAGCUCCCUGGACCAGACGGCCAUCAGCGCCAGCAUCCGCUCCAAGCUGGACUGGACUGCUUUGCUCCCGGCUGAGCGCAGGAAGAACUUCACGCCGGUUGUGAAAGAGACGGGAUCGCCAGGGGUGAUGGGUGAGGUACCUGAGCUGGUGGACGUGAGGGCGGCACCACUGCUAGCAGAGCAGGGAGUUCUGAGAAGGACACCUAAAGCAUACGUGAUGACCUGUGAAUUUGACGUGCUAAGGGAUGAUGGGUUGAUGUAUGUCAGGCGCCUGCAGAACGCCGGCGUCACAGUGACCAGUGAUCACUAUGAGGAUGGCUUUCAUGGCUGCAUGGUGUUUGCAUUCCUGCCAAUGAUGUCUAGUGUUGGACAGAGGAGCAUGAACAACUACAUCCAUUGGCUGGACCAGAAUCUGUAGACAAACAAACCGCUCCAGAUCAUCCUGAACCGGGAGAGAUUGUUUGCAGCGCCAAAGACGUCCUGGAGCAAAAAGUCAGGUACUUGAGGUCCUUGCUGGAUCUGCAAAGAGGGAACAUGGCUUUGAUUAACACACAUGAUCCAUUUUUGAACUAAUGUAUCCUUCAGCAGCAACAUGUCCUGAGCAAAACACCAGACAAGAAAUCAGAUGCAUAAUCUGCACAAUCUUUCAAAUUUAAAAACAUGGAAACAGAACCAACAAAUUGAAUUCAAGGCUUGUGAUAACCUGCUGUUUACCAACGUGUUUGAGUAGACAAGCGGCUGCAAUGCAUUCACAUACUCACCUGUGUACCUGUCCAACUGUAGGAUACAAAUUUAUAUCCACUAGUGGGCAAAUCAGGGCCAAAUCAUCUGUAGCCCACACCAGAAAAUCCUCCUUGAGAACUUCUGCCACAAUGUCCAUACAAACACAUUUUUAAAGCAGGUUUAUGGGCUCAGUGUAGCUGAACAUCACUGAGUCAAAUGGAUCACAAAGCAUCUUCACUAAAUCCUGAAACCAAAAUAUUUCCAAUCAGAAGUAACCAAAGAAACUGACGCUUAAGACCAUAAUAUCAAUGCAACCUUGUGGACAGUGAUAAUAUACUUAAGGCUCAUUAUUUUCAAGAAAAAAAAAAAACACAAUCUAGGAUCUAUGUCUUUGACUGCAGGAUAAAACUGUAUUAAAACACUAGACAAACAUAUAAAACAACAUACAAGUAUCACUCAUUUAUAAUCCAUGGUGUUCUCCAGCAAUAGUAUUGCUAAUUGUAUCAGUGAUUAAAAAUUUGUGGGGAAAAAAACACGCUAAAGGUUCAUUAUCCCUUAAUUAAGAUUGUAAAGAGGGUUCAAUACCAAAUAAAUAAUUGUGCAAAAUGUUUCACAAGUAUGCUAGAGUGCCAAUUGUUUCAAAAUUAUGUAAACAUUUUAAAAUCGUGUAUCAUCACACACGUCAGGAGACAUUUCACAGAUUACCCUCAAAUCAUAAAACGAACACCUACAUUUUUCUAAAUUAGAAAAUAAUAUUAGAAAUCAGAUUUUUUUUCAAUGGCCAUUGUAUAAUAUAAUGAUAUUCAUUUGGAAUAUAAUUAACAGGUAAAAUUUAUAUUUCAAGCAACAUUAUGCAGUUUUUUUAAACCUUAAAAUAAAAGCUUCAAAAUCAUGUUGAUGGGACACUCCCACUGAUUGCCUAUUCUUGCAAUAUGUAAAUUUGGUGACCAAGAUUUAGAGCUUAACACUUUACAGUGUUUCCCAUUCAUUGAUUCAUUUUUUGUAGCCACUGAAAAAGCAACAUUGACUGCCACAUGAUGGGUUUCCUUUUUUUACUAUUUAAAAUGGGUAAAUUCUUAUUUCUGCUCUUGGUUUCUUUUGAGAGAGGAGGCAAAAAUCAGCUAGGUAGCCGCCACCCCACGGUCCCUCAGCCUUGCUCCCCGCCGCUAGGAGACUACUUCACCAGUGAUUCACAGCUUUGGAGAUGAACCUCCAGUGAGUGGCUGUAGCAACUAGAGUUGUUCCCAUAUCAAUAACAGUACUAGAAAUGCCUCUGAUACAGUUUAAAAUGCUAGAUCAGAUAUCAGCCACUCCAGGACUCUAUGCACUGAUCUGAUACCAUGGAAUUUAUUUAUAAACUUAAAAGUAGUUUCCUGGAAACCAAUUCUUCUUCGCCACUUUUAAACAGUAGCCGACACAGCAAGUUGUGUUGCACAGCCACUGCCAACAGCUUUCUUUUUUUUUUAUACGUUUGUUUGUAUAUCCCUUUGUAUCAUUCUCUGUCCCCUCUCAAAAUUUGGAGGUUUUUGUUGGUUUAUGAACGCAGCACAAGCGACACUUAGUUAUUUUUUAUCUCAGCAGCAGUUUGUGGAGUUUUCAGUUGCAGGGUGGAUAAUUGAUAAGUCAAUCUGAUCAGUGCUGAUCAAAUCAAAUCGAUUGAUGAGAACCUCUAGACCCAGUGCAAUGAAUGGUUAAGUUUCACCUUCACUGCACCUGGCAUUCUGCUGCUCCCUCUGUGCCCAGAGUAGCGCUCAGAGCACUCCUAAUGAACGGGCCGGCUAAAAAAUAAAAAAUCAAUACAUAGUGUUAGAUGUUAUCGUGAUGUGCUGCUACAAAUAAAUGAAUGUGUGGAAAACCCUGCAAGUUUAGGUAUCAGAACAUCUCCAGUAGCAACUCGAAUUCAGCCAGUGCAAACCACAACCCUGGAGGUCACAGCAGGCUGGUGGUCAGCAGCAACACUGUGUCUAACUUGUAUAGCAGCAGUUUGCUAAUCUUGCGAGGAGUCAGGGCUGUCCGGGAUCAGAAGCGCUGUGUUAGCGCUAGCUGAAUUCAGGUUGCUACUGAGGGUCCAUAUUUACAACAUUGGUGCAGAUUCUGAAACUGUCAGGCUGCCAAAUCCCAAAAAUACCCAAUUAUGCAUUAUGUUGCACUAAAACAUCAAUAAUACAAAAGCGCAAGGUUAAAAUUUGAUUUCAGGAUUACCAGUCGCAGCUCAACACCAUGUUGUCUAUCCAGGUAAUGUUAAUUCAUUACUAGAGAUAAUUCCCGGCUCAUUUCUCUGUUUUUUGGAUACAAAAUUAGGGAAUAAAUUUGGAAAUAGAUUUGGAUUAAAACAUAUGUAAAAAAAAAAACAAACAAAAAAAAAAAAAAA
Messenger RNA from Epinephelus lanceolatus (giant grouper), 3989 nucleotides. RefSeq names its product neutral cholesterol ester hydrolase 1-like. The record is from RefSeq and is a predicted model, not a curated record. NCBI's taxonomy places the organism in Eukaryota, Metazoa, Chordata, Actinopteri, Perciformes, Serranidae. Gene Ontology annotation, molecular function: carboxylic ester hydrolase activity. Gene Ontology annotation, cellular component: membrane.